Branchiostoma floridae (Florida lancelet) is the source of this 2094-nucleotide messenger RNA. RefSeq lists its product as uncharacterized. Gene Ontology annotation, molecular function: catalytic activity. The record is from RefSeq and is a predicted model, not a curated record. The transcript is spliced from 2 exons. Bases 1 to 2094 code for a protein of 697 amino acids. Lineage: Eukaryota; Metazoa; Chordata; Leptocardii; Amphioxiformes; Branchiostomatidae.
AUGGGUAUAUCUGACAGCAGAAGGAAGGGGAAAGGAUGCAAGGAAAUCCACCUCAACUACGUCCUAGUGUGGAGUGGAGUGGAGCAGAACCAAAGGGCAACCCAUGGAGUAGGCUUCAUCCUACACCCCGACACAGCAAAGAACCUUACAGACACAGUCUGCAUCUCAGAGAGGAUCAUCAAGAUCACGAUCAGGGAUAAGGACAACACAACUAAUUACUUCCAAGUGUAUGCACCUUGCAAUGACUCCUACACAGAGGAAGAAAAGGACAGGUUCUUCGAACAACUCUCUGACAGUAUCUCUCUAGUGGCUGAUGAGGAGGAAAUAGUUGUCAUGGGAGACUUCAAUGGAAGAGUUGGAAGAAGGAGAGACCCAUGGACAGCAUAUCUCGGCCCCCACAGUGACAGAGGCACAGAGUGCAACUAUAAUGGACACCAACUCCUGAGCCUGUGUGCAGAGUUCGAUCUGGUAAUCACCAACACACUCUAUCAACAUCGGCCCAGCCACACCCAGACCUGGUACCGGUGGAGUGACAUGACAGUCUCAUCUCAGAUAGACUUCAUCCUCACCAAGGCAUCCAGGAUAACCACUGUCCAAGAUGCACGGGCGGUACCAAACGCCGGGCUGGACACAGACCACAGGCCAGUGCUGAUGAGUAUGACAGGGAAGACAAACUGGAACCGUAGACGAAAGCUGACACACGAGCCACAAAUCAACCUAAACAAACUCAGGAAGAACAUGGACAUACAAGAAGAGAUAAAACGGAAAAUCACAGAGAGACUAGAGCAAGAAGACACACGAGACAAGAGUGCAGAAGAAACAUGGUGCAUCUUUAGAGACACACUCCUAGACUGCCUGAAGAACACAUGCGGGAAGAAGAGACAUGGAAAAGGUCAGAGGAAAGCCACCAAGUGGUGGAAUGACGAGGUAAAAGAGGCAGUACGGGAAAAGAAGAGACUCUACAAAGUAUGGGUGAAAUCACAGACACAAGAAGACUAUGUGAAAUACAGACUAGCCAGAAGGAAGAGCAAGAGAGAGGUGAAACAUGCAAAGGACGCCUCGUGGAAGACCUACGGACAGGAACUGAGUGAGCUCUGCAAACGGUCACCACGGGAGUUUUACAGGAGUGUCAAAGCCAUGAGACUCAGGGACGAACCCUACAACCCAACCCCUGUGAUAAACGACCAGGAUGGAAACCCCAUAUAUGAGGAGGAUAAGAUUAAACAGCGAUGGGAACAAUACUUCAGAGAUCUCCUCAACCCAGUCGAUGAGAACAGUAGUCACAUCAGGUUCAAUCCCAGCUACCCAGAGCACACGGAACCCAACAUACUAGAGGAAGAAGUGCGGAGAGCAGUGAAGACCAGUCCAAAGAAUAAGGCGGCGGGGGUCGACGGGAUUCCUGUAGAGGCCAUCACAGCGUGUGGCGAGACUGGCAUCAGAUGGCUAACCAAUAUCUUCCAGAAAGUUUGGGUGGAGCAGUGUGUGCCGGAGGACUGGAGGAAAUCAGUUGUGAUUCCGAUAUGGAAGAAGAAAGGGGACAAGAAAGAAUGCAGCACAUACAGAGACAGGGAGAUUGAGACAAGAAUACAGAAAGCAAACUCUGUCAACUACCAGCUAGCACCUCUGCUAAAGCACCCAAAUAUCCCUAUGGAGACCAAGGCCAGACUCAUCAACGCCAUCUUCGUCCCGACACUCACAUACCAGUGUCAAACCUGGACCCUGAACAGAGCACAGGAGAGGAAACUCACAAGCUGUGAGAUGAGGGUCCUGAGAAGAGCAGCUGGCAAAACAAGGAGAGACAGGUUGAGGAAUGAAGUGGUUAGAGAGUUGGUGGGAACCAAACCUGUCUUACAGUUCAUCGCCAAGCAGAGAGUGCAGUGGUUUGGUCACCUGAUGAGAUUGCCAACCACGCAGCCAGCGUUACGAGCCUACACAACCAGGCACUCAGGUGUCAGGGCAAGAGGAAGACCACGCCGCAGGUGGAUAGAGGGAGUGGCAGAGACUGUCCGUGCACAUGGCCUGACUCUUCUGGAGGCUACACACCUGGCUCAAGACAGAUGCCUACAUCUCCCCGCGACGCCCCCCCAGGCAUAA